Molecule: messenger RNA, 1593 nt
Organism: Musa acuminata subsp. malaccensis (wild Malaysian banana)
Lineage: Eukaryota; Viridiplantae; Streptophyta; Magnoliopsida; Zingiberales; Musaceae
Product: heme A synthase COX15
Biological process (GO): heme A biosynthetic process
Cellular component (GO): mitochondrial inner membrane
Molecular function (GO): oxidoreductase activity, acting on NAD(P)H, heme protein as acceptor
Source: RefSeq, a predicted model, not a curated record
CCGUGGGUUCAAGAGACUGUAGGCGCUUGGGGAGAGAUGACAGGGGGGCGAUUGGGAAGUCUGAUCCGGCGGGGCAAAGCCUCAACGCUGAUCUCCCAGCUCAAGAAUUCUUCUCCCAGGGUUCCUUAUGGAGGCUCCUCCUCCCCCGCUCUUCCGCCCCCUCCGCGAUUCGGCGGUUCGGGAUCUCACCGAGAAGGCUUUCUUGCCAGAUUCGCCUCGUUCUACGGGUUCAAAUCCAUGCCCAAGAGUCUAUAUGGGCAAUCUUCAAGAAAUAUGUCCACCUCUAUUCCACUGGCAAGUUCCAGUAAAAUGGAUUUAUCAAAUUCAGGUUUGAGAUUGCUUGUCACUAAAGGACCUCAUGCUCAGAAGGUGGUUGGAAUAUGGCUUUUUGGUUGUGCUGCUUGGGUGUUUAGUUUAGUUGUACUAGGUGGUGUGACACGUCUCACUCGUUCUGGUCUAUCCAUGACUGACUGGAAGUUCACUGGAGGACUACCUCCCUUGUCUGAGGAUCAGUGGUUGCUUGAAUUUGAGAAGUAUCAGCAGUCACCAGAGUACAAGCGAGUGAACAAAGGGAUGACUCUUGAAGAUUUCAAAUUCAUUUACUGGAUGGAGUAUGCACACCGGAUGUGGGGGAGGGGUUUGGGGAUGGUGUUUGCCUUCCCAUUUAUGUACUUUCUUGCAAAGGGUUUUAUUACCCGGCAACUAGGACUCAGACUCUCGGCACUUUUUGCAAUUGGUGGUGCACAAGGGCUAGUUGGCUGGUGGAUGGUCAAAAGUGGACUAGAGGAACCUCCAUCAGAGUAUGUUCAGCCUAGGGUUAGCCCCUAUCGUCUUGCAACUCAUCUUACGUCUGCAUUCGUUAUUUACUGUGGUAUUCUGUGGACUGCAUUAUCUGUAGUUAUGCCAGAACCACCAAGUGGAACAUUAGAAUGGAUUCGUGGAGCAGCUAGAGUUCAGAAAUGGGCUGUUCCUGUUAGUCUCCUCGUUGGCAUGACAGCCAUCUCUGGAGCUUUCGUAGCAGGCAAUGAUGCGGGACAUGCAUAUAACACAUUUCCCAAAAUGGGUGAUUCAUGGAUCCCGGAAGAUAUUUUUGACAUGGAUCCACUUAUUCGUAAUUUUUUCGAGAAUACAUCAAUGGUUCAGCUCAAUCAUCGUAUCCUUGCAACGGCAACACUUGCAUCAAUUGGUGGAUUGUGGUUUGCUGCAAGAAAAGUGAACAUUCAUCCAGCUGUGCAAUCUUUAAUUGGAAGUACCUUGGGGAUGGCAGCACUUCAGGUAACGGUGGGGAUCACGACGCUUCUCACGUAUGUUCCAGUGUCUCUGGCAUCAGCACACCAAGCAGGGGCACUCACCCUGUUGACGCUUAUGAUCAUCCUGACGCACACGCUGAGGAGGCCCUCUCCAGCCCUUCUCAAGUCCCUCACUUCCAUCCGAAAGAUGAAGAGUUAGUUAAUGCGGGGGGCUGAUAUUUCUACUCGAUGUGAUUGUCUUUUCGACCGCUGACUGAUAUUUGUCGUCUCCAUUGCGGUUGUAUUUUUAGUUCUACUCGAUGCCAAGUGAAAGUUUUUGGGUUAUUAAAAUUAUUUACAUGUG